Poeciliopsis prolifica (blackstripe livebearer) is the source of this 1930-nucleotide messenger RNA. RefSeq lists its product as uncharacterized. The record is from RefSeq and is a predicted model, not a curated record. NCBI's taxonomy places the organism in Eukaryota, Metazoa, Chordata, Actinopteri, Cyprinodontiformes, Poeciliidae.
GGUCAAGAGGAUGAGCGGCGUCGGGCCCAAGUCUUUGUUCUUCCUCGGACUUCCGGAUAUGACGCAGUUGGUUUGCGUCACGCUGAGUCCGCAGGAGGAAGAGCAGCAGGAGCCCAGGACCAACCAGAUCAGGACCUGCAGGGAGCUGGUGCUGCUGCACUCGGACGUCCUGGCCUGUCCUGCUCUGGACUCCAUCACUGACGUCACUGCAGUCAUGUCUGUCCACUUCCUGCAGCGCGGCGUCCUUCAGGCCUUCGCCAUCAGAAACCGUCUGCAGCUGGGCGUUCCCCACACGGUGUUUCCUGGCGACCUGCAGUGCUGCCUCUCUUACUCUCUGAUCAGCCGUUUGACUCCCCGCUGGAACAAAGCAGGACUUUACCUGAUCUCAGGGGCAGACUUCCUGACCCGGCGGGGGACGCUCAGCGCCGUCAGUCUGGAGAUGAACACCAGUGGUGGUCGGCUGAGCCUCAGCAUUGAAGCCAGCGCUGUGAGAACGCCGCCGCCAAAGCUGGAUGACCUCGGGCUGCCGGCGCCGGUCCUCCAGAGGUUCUGCAGCGACCCGGACUUCAUCCUGGACCUGUCCUCCAUAGGGGGACCCAUCUGGAGCCACGUCCUCCCCAGCAUGAAGAAGGGUCAGAUCAUCAGCAUCAGCCACCAGCUGCCCAGAGACGGACCCUUCAGGACCUACGGAGACCUUCAGAACCACUGGAACCGCCUGUAUGGCUACCGGCUGCCGGAGCUGGAGGGGGGCGGAGUCUACUGCAGCGUCUACUUCAGGCCGGUGGGAGAGAAACUCUUCACUUACCCUCUCAGCUGCAUCCGCCUGCAGCCUGUGCAGCGCUGCCCCGGGGGCGACCUGCAGGGGGCGCUGGCCCGCUUCCUGGCCGACAGCAGAGAGCGGCUGCAGAGCGUGUGUGGCUUCCCGACCCGUCUGACCAGUAAACCCAGUUACCCGGCCGGCCUGACCACCGCUGCCUCCAUGCAGGUUCUGAGUUGGGACCAGAUCAACCUGACCACCGGGCCGGUUCUGUCCCAGCAGGCGCCGUCCUGCCGGGCGGACCCGCCCGCCUGGGUCCCCCUGUCCCAGCAGGGCGGCGCUCUUCCAGGAAGCAGAUCUGGGAAGUGGCUGUGGCGCCGUCCAGAGGACCGGUCGGCCCACCCGUCCUCCAGUCAGAACCAGGACCAGUCGGACCGCUCCCUGCCCGUUUCCUCUUUCUCCCAACACUUCCAGCCGGCUUCAUCCCUCCCUCCUCUUCCGCCCAGUCCGGUCCCAGUGAACCCGCCUCCCAAACUGGUUCCCAUCUUCAGGAACAACGACCCGACCCGCCGGCUCAGCGUGGCUCUGCUGCGAGUCCAGAACCGGCGGAACGGAGGAACGGAGGACAAACGCAGACUCACCCUGCCGCUUCCUGCCGGGUCACAGGUCACACCUUCCUCCUCCUCUUCCUCCGCCGCGCCCCUCCCUCCUCCUCCUCGCCUCGUCCCUCGCUUCGCCCUCCGCCCCAAAAGCCGGAGCGCCGCCGUUUCCCCGACGUCGGGUCAGUCCAGGGUCACCCGGAUCUCCAGCCUCAGCCCGGUGUUCAAGGCGAAAGCCGCCGUCAUCCUCCCACCCAGAACCAACCCCAAACCCAGCAGAACCUCUGGGACGGUCCGACCCGAACGGGCCGCCAACUGCUGGAAGGCAGCGGGACCAAAAACCGUCGUCCCCAGAACCAUCAUGAAGACCAGCAGAGAGGCCGGGCCUGAAGGCAGCACCGAGCCAGAACCGACCCGGUAUCAGAGGGAGACCGCGCCAGCAGCAGGAAGUGGGCCGGGCUCAGCGGCGGCCUCCCUGCUGCUGUGGCUCAGGAACAGAGGAAUCCCUGUGAGCUCCAAGCUGAGGAAGGAGGAGCUGAUGAUGAAGGUGAUAGGCUGCCUGGCCGAGGCCUGA